AUGGGAAUUCUCGCCACUUCGACGACAAACGACUCUAUCAUUAGACCAGCGGGAUUUUACAUUGUCGGAUUUACAUCUUUAAAGUUUUCUGAUUUAUAUUUCAUUUUCCUUGCAGUCGUUUAUAUUGUAACGGUUUUGUCCAACUCCGUUAUCCUAUUUGUUAUAUUGACAAAUCAUGCCCUACACACACCAAAGUACCUUGCUGUCGCUAAUCUGGCGAUCGUCGACUUGAUCUUCAGCACAGCCUUUAUUCCUGGUAUGAUCAAGAUAUUUCUUGUGAAAGAUAACUUCAUGCCCUACAAUGCAUGCUUGACACAGAUGUUUUUUUAUUUGUCCUUUCUCAUUUUAGAGUCCUCUUCACUCAGUGUCCUUGCCUAUGACAGGUUCAUUGCGAUAUGUUUCCCACUGAGACAAAGCUCUAUCAACACAAUCACCGUCAUGAUCUCUAUUUUAGUCACUGUUUGGUCAUUUUGUGUAAGUGUUGGAUUCUACUUGGUCAUAAUGAUGACCAGACUGUCUUUCUGUAAUUCACUCAUUGUGGAGAGCCACUUUUGUGACUACGGUCACAUUUUCAAACUUGCUUGCAAUAACACUUUCCAGUGGUCCACUGUCCCUAUGCUGUUGCUUACUGUUGUGUUUGGGAACUUUAGUUUAACCGGCAUGUCGUAUGUUUGUAUUUUGACAGCCGUGUUUAGAAUGAAAAGUGUGGACAGCAGGCACAAAGCACUUGUGACCUGCGCUGAACAUGCCAUUCUCGUGGCAGUUUUCUAUGGGCCGUUUUUGACAGUUAUCCUUGUUGACCUUAUUUUAUUCAGCAAGAACAGGGAUGCCAUUACUUUGACCUUGUCCUUAGCAUCAUCCAUACCGCCCUGUGUGAACCCCAUUGUGUAUUCCCUGGCAACCAAAGAAAUCAAGAACAGAAUACUGUCUAUGUUCCAGAAAGUCAAAGUAGCAGAGUGGGCAGGGCUGGGGUAG
This is a messenger RNA of Conger conger (European conger), 975 nucleotides long. RefSeq names its product olfactory receptor 52B2-like. NCBI's taxonomy places the organism in Eukaryota, Metazoa, Chordata, Actinopteri, Anguilliformes, Congridae. Gene Ontology annotation, cellular component: membrane. Gene Ontology annotation, molecular function: olfactory receptor activity; G protein-coupled receptor activity. Gene Ontology annotation, biological process: G protein-coupled receptor signaling pathway. The record is from RefSeq and is a predicted model, not a curated record. The transcript has a single exon. The coding region runs from base 1 to 975 and encodes 324 amino acids.